AUGAAAGCUAAAGGAGAAUUGGUAGAGUAUGAAGUCAUUGGAAGGAAACUUCCAACAGAGAAGGAGAAGACUACUCCUCUGUAUAAAAUGCGCAUCUUCGCCCCCGAUGCCAUCGUCGCUAAGUCCAGAUUUUGGUACUUUUUACGUCAAUUGAAAAAAUUCAAAAAAUCUACUGGCGAAAUUGUUUCUUUGAAACAGAUCCCCGAAUCUACUCCAACCAAGAUUAAAAACUUUGGAAUCUGGCUCCGUUAUGACUCUCGUUCCGGUACCCACAACAUGUACCGUGAAUACCGUGACAUGUCAGUAAGCGGUGCUGUUACUCAGUGCUACAGAGACAUGGGCGCUCGUCAUCGUGCACGUGCUCACUCAAUCCAAAUUAUUAAAGUGGAAAUCGUGAAAGCUGCAAACUGCCGUCGUCCGCAAGUCAAGCAAUUCCAUGAUUCCAAAAUCAGAUUCCCUCUUCCCAAGAGGAUUCAUCACAAAAAUCGAAUGCCGCUUUUCAGUGUACGCAAACCACGUACAUUCUUCCUUUAA
Molecule: messenger RNA, 534 nt
Organism: Cotesia congregata
Lineage: Eukaryota; Metazoa; Arthropoda; Insecta; Hymenoptera; Braconidae
Source: the annotation of a GenBank genome assembly